AUGCUUAUUCUGGCUACUGCCAUUGAUGCCUGUGGCAGUAACUGCAGACCGGAAGUGGUUCUUCUACUUCUUUCAUUUUUGAAAUCAGGUCAAGGAGAGCCUCUGGAUGACUAUGUGAAUACCCAGGGGGCUUCACUGUUCAGUGUCACUAAGAAGCAGCUGGGUGCAGGAAGUAUAGAAGAAUGUGCAGCAAAAUGUGAGGAGGAGAAAGAUUCCACCUGCAGGUCAUUUCAACAUCAGAGUAAAAGGCAACAAUGUGUGAUAAUGGCUGAAAACAGGAAGUCCUCCAUAAUCAUGAGGAUGAGAUAUCAGUUCAUUUGA
Messenger RNA from Pongo pygmaeus (Bornean orangutan), 321 nucleotides. Its product is annotated as plasminogen-like protein B. The transcript has 4 exons. The record is from RefSeq and is a predicted model, not a curated record. Lineage: Eukaryota; Metazoa; Chordata; Mammalia; Primates; Hominidae. The coding region runs from base 1 to 321 and encodes 106 amino acids.